Molecule: messenger RNA, 2031 nt
Organism: Phalaenopsis equestris
Lineage: Eukaryota; Viridiplantae; Streptophyta; Magnoliopsida; Asparagales; Orchidaceae
Product: wall-associated receptor kinase 5-like
Exons: 4
Coding region: 97-2031 (644 amino acids)
Biological process (GO): cell surface receptor signaling pathway; protein phosphorylation
Cellular component (GO): plasma membrane
Molecular function (GO): ATP binding; protein serine/threonine kinase activity; calcium ion binding
Source: RefSeq, a predicted model, not a curated record
AAAAAAGUAAAACACCAAAAAGUAACCGUUUGAGAUCGUGGGCUGUGGUGCUUCCCUUUGGUACAAAGACUCGAAUAGAAGAGUACACAACUGGGCAUGCACUUACAUGAAGGAACGAAACGAACACCUCCCAUGGCUUCUCUUCCUCCUCAUUCAUCCAUCAGUCUUUCUCAACCAUUACCAGAAACCUGCUCCUCCUUCUGCGGCCACAUAAAAAUUUCUUUCCCUUUCGGCCUCAGCCCCAACUGUUCCCUCCCUGGUUUCCAACUCUCCUGCAAAUUCCGCCAACCACCACUUCCUCCUCUCCUUUCCCUCCCCGGCACCAAACUCCGCAUCCUUAACAUUUUCAACGGCGAACUCCGCAUCGAUUCAUCCCCCUUCAUUGCCUCCCACUGCGCCGGCGACCACAUCACCCUCGCCCAUCUCACCCUUCCUCAAACCGGCCCAUUCACCUUUUCGGGUUCCUCGAACCGCUUCAUCGGCAUCGGCUGCGACACCGCCGCCGUCAUCUCUGACGGCGAUGGCAAGUUCACAAGCGGCUGCGUCUCACUCUGUCCCAGCCCAGAGAGGAUUCCGGGCGCCACAGUAGCAGGAGACUGCUCUGGCGUCGGAUGCUGUGAAGCUGCAGUUCCUUAUGGAAGGAGGCGUCUAAGCCUCGGCGCAAGCAGUGUUUUUGGCUACGUUAAUGUCUCGGCGUUCGACAACUGCAGUUACUCCUUUGUGUCGGAAAACGGUGCGUACGAGUUUAAGUUGGAGGAUUUGAGGGAUUUCAAGAGCAGAGCGAACGUAUCUGCGAGGCUGGAGUGGGCGAUUGGCGACGGCGCCGGGUGUUCCAGCCCGCAUUUCUGCGGGGAAAACAGCUACUGCGUGUCUUCGCCAAGAGGUAGUGGGUAUCUCUGUAAUUGCUUGCAGGGGUUCAAGGGGAACGCAUACUUGAAUGGCUCUUAUGGCUGCCAAGAUGUUAAUGAGUGCAUGAACCCGAACGCUAGCCCAUGUGUCCCCGAAGCUCGCUGCCAGAACUUGGUUCCUGGGUACAAAUGUUCUUGUCCUUUUGCUACAACUGGGGAUGGAACCAGGAAUCGAUCUGGUUGCAGAAAGAUUUUUCCAAUUGUUGAAGCCAUUCUAGGAACUGCUCUCGUGAUUGGAGCAAUUCUUAUAUUAGGGCUCUGGAUCUACUUUUCACAAAAGCAGAGAUCGCUUAUCAAACAAAGGGAGCAAUACUUCAGAAAGAACGGCGGCCUCCUUUUGCUGAGACAGCAAUUAUCCAUCAAUGAAGGCUUGGCUGACAGCUCUAGAAUCUUCUCCUCCGAAGAGCUGCAGCGAGCCACCGCAGGCUACAGCGACACCCAUAUCAUUGGCACUUCUAGCUACGGCAAAGUAUACAGGGGCAUCCUCGAUGACGGGAGGACGGUUGCCGUAAAAACGUUAAGAGCAAUGGAGCGCUCCCAGAUCGAACAGUUCGUCAACGAAGUCGUCAUCCUUUCAAAUAUCAACCAUCAAAACAUCGUAAGGCUUAUCGGCUGCUGCCUUGAAACUAAAUCUCCAAUGCUGGUCUACGAGUUCGCAGCCUAUGGAAGUCUGUACAAGCAACUGCAUGAGAGAGACUUUAGCCAUGGUAGCCGACUGUCAUGGAAGGAUAGAGUGAGGAUUGCCCUUGAGACUGCUGAGGCGCUUGCUUUCCUGAAUUCGGCAGCAUCCAUAUCAAUCUUGCACCAAGAUGUUAAAUCGUUGAACAUUUUGUUGGAUGAUAACUUCACCGCCAAGAUUGCAGAUUUCGGUAUCUCAAGUUUGGUUCUUGCGGACCAGACCGAAAUGCCUCCUUUAGGGCAGGGGAGCUUUGGGUAUUUGGAUCCUGAGCACUUUCAAUCGAGCCAGUUGACUGCGAACAGCGAUGUUUAUAGCUUCGGGAUCAUAUUAGUUGAGCUUCUGACGGGUCAGAAGCCGAUUUCAAUUUCGAUGGAGAGACCGAAGGAAGAUGGCAAUCUGGCAAUGUACUUUCUGUCCUCUCUUAAGUGCAAGGAGUUGAAGUGA